Molecule: messenger RNA, 1752 nt
Organism: Cuscuta campestris
Lineage: Eukaryota; Viridiplantae; Streptophyta; Magnoliopsida; Solanales; Convolvulaceae
Source: the annotation of a GenBank genome assembly
AGCGUGCCCGUACCCAAAAGUGGAGAAGUACGGAGAAAGAGAAAGGAACGAGAAGAAAAAGAAGGCAAUGGUUGCUGCUGAAAGUGACGAGUCAUCCAGCUCAAGCUCGGAUGAAGAAGCUCUCGUCUGCAUGGAGCGCAGAGCUGAAAAGUCCAACCAUGAGGAUAGGUGGACCAUGUCAGAAGAUGACACUCUCUGCCUAAUGGCCAAAGAUGAUGCUGAUCAAGAGGUAACCUCACAAACCUCCUGCUCAUCUUCUUAUGAAAGCAUACCAACUUCUGAAAAUCUUUUUGACCAGUUCAAAAAGAUGAUGAAAGACUUUGAGGAGAUAAAUCUCAAACAUUCUUCCUUAACAGAGGAGAACAAACUAUUGAGUGAAGAGAAUCUCAAGUUGACUGAAGGUCGGAAAAGUCAACUGAAUGAGAUCACUCAACUCAAGACUGAAAAUGAAUCUCUCUCUGAAAAGGUGAAAUCCCUUAACAAAGAACUAGGGACUCUUAAGUCAAAAGAGGCAGUGGAUAAGCUUCUUGAAACGACCAAACAUAAGGGUCGUGAAGGACUUGGGUUUGACUCCUCUAGCUCUAAAAGGAAAGGGAAAACAACUUUCAUCCCUCCUAAACCUACUGCUAAACCAAAUAAGCAGAAAGGGAAGGAAAAGGAAAAACCAACAGAAGUUUCCAAAAAGGUAGUCCCUCCUAAGAACUAUAGGAAGCUGGACAAACCUCAAAAAGGAAAUAAUUUCAGAAGAAAACCUUUUAACCCCCAUUAUACACGAGGCUAUACCCAUUAUGGGGUAGACAGGAGUUUUCCAAGAAAUUCUGAGUGGAGAACUAUGCCAAGAUAUAGUCACCCUCCACCCCAAAAGCUAUUUGUGCCACCUAAGUAUGCUUAUAACCGACACAGGACACACUAUGCACUACCUAGACAAAAUCAUAGGUCUUAUCAACCUGGGUUUGCUAGGAGGAAACAGGAAAUAACACCUCCUGCACGUAGGAAGUUUUAUGCCUACAACCAUGAUUACAAUCCCAACAAGUUUAGAGCUGCAAGGAAGAUUCCCUGCAACUUCAAACUUGAUGAAGCCACUAAGUACCCAGGUGUCUGGUACUUUGACAGUGGCUGUUCAAGACACAUGACGGGUGAUGCGAGCCUUUUGAGCAAUCUAAUUCCCUAUGAUGGUCCAAGAGUUACUUUUGGAGGAAUCAAUGAUUUCGGCCUUACUAAAGGGCUAGGAAAUCUGGUGUACAAGGGACUAACCAUCCAAGCUGUAUCUUAUGUUGAAGGGCUCAAUUACAACCUUCUUAGCAUAAGUCAGUUUUGUGAUAAAGGUUACUCCUUGGAGUUCUGCAAGGACAUGGCAUCUCUUAAGAACAUAUCCACUAAUGAAGUCAUUCUCACUGGGAAGAGAAUCAGGAACAUCUAUGAAGUAAUGUGGGAUAAUGUCAAGGAAGCAUGUCUAAUCAGCAAAGGUGAAUGGGAUGAAAGAUCAACCAAAAUUUAUGUUGAUGUGAAGGAAGAAAUCAAAACCGAAGAUGAAUCUGAAAUGCCGUCGGAUGGCCCUUCCCUGGUCCACACUACCAACCUAAGCUUCACUGUCAUCCUUCCCGCCUACCAUGGUAGAGAAAUGGUUAAAAUGGUAAUGCCAAAGCGCUUCGUGGAUAAAAUGGGGAUUGCAACGAAGAGAUAGAUACCCCUAAAGGAUGAGACGGGAAGGACAUGGCGGAUCAAAAUACAUAAGAAACAUGGCGAGUUUUU